Molecule: messenger RNA, 1801 nt
Organism: Salvelinus fontinalis (brook trout)
Lineage: Eukaryota; Metazoa; Chordata; Actinopteri; Salmoniformes; Salmonidae
Product: ELKS/Rab6-interacting/CAST family member 1-like
Exons: 8
Coding region: 47-1096 (349 amino acids)
Biological process (GO): regulation of synaptic plasticity; neuromuscular synaptic transmission; maintenance of presynaptic active zone structure
Cellular component (GO): cytoskeleton of presynaptic active zone
Molecular function (GO): structural constituent of presynaptic active zone
Source: RefSeq, a predicted model, not a curated record
UCAGAUUGAGAAUCUGCAGGAGCAGCUGAGAGACAAGGAGAACCAGAUGAGUAAUCUGAAGGACAGAGUCAGGUCCCUCCAGACAGACACCUCCAACACUGACACAGCUCUCACCACCUUGGAGGAAGCCCUGGCUGAGAAGGAGCGGAUCAUUGAGCGUCUGAAGGAGCAGAGAGACAGAGACGACAGAGAGAAGACAGAAGACAUCGAGUCCAACAAGAAAGAACUGAAGGAGCUCAGAGAGAAACUCAGUCUAUUGCAGGGAGACCUGUCUGAUCGAGAGACCAACCUGUUAGACCUCAAGGAGCAUGCGUCGUCCCUGGCCUCCUCUGGUCUGAAGAAGGACUCUAAACUGAAGAGUCUGGAGAUGUCUCUGGAGCAGAGGAAAGACGAGUGCGUCAAGAUGGAGAACCAGCUCAAGAAGGCCCAGAAUGCCGUGCUGGAAGCCCAGGCCAACACGGAGCUGUCAGAACGGAUCGUCACUCUGGAACAGGAAGUGACUCGGCACAGAGAAGAUUCUGGGAAGGCCCAGGUGGAGGUGGACCGGUUGUUGGAGAUCCUCAGAGAGAUGGAGAACGAGAAGAACGACAAGGACAAGAAGAUCAAUGAACUGGAGAAACAGAUGAAGAGUCAGACUAAGACGGUGACCAACCUGAAACAUAAGGAACAGGUGGAGAAGAGUAAGAAUGCCCAGCUGAUGGAGGAGGUCAGGAAGAGAGAGGACAACAUCAAUGAGAGCUCUCAACAGGUCAAGGACUCCCUGCGGCAGAAGGAGGAGCGUAUAGAGGAGCUGGAGGAGGCUCUGAGAGAGAGUGUCCAGAUCACAGCAGAGAGAGAGAUGGUUCUGGCUCAGGAGGAAGCUGCCCGCACACACACUGAGAAACAGAAGUACUUGCGUGACUCCAACCACACCGGCUUUAAGUGGUGCAAGAUGGAGGAGCUGCUUGCGGCCAUGGGGAAGGUGAAACUGGAGCUGGAGUCCAUGCAGGCCAAGCUGUCCUCUACCCAGCAGUCAUUGGCUGAGAAGGAGGCCCACCUGAUCACGCUGAGGGCAGAACGCAGGAAACACCUGGAGGAGGUGCUGGAGAUGAAGUAAGAGAGAUGAUAUAUAUACCCACCUGACCACGCUGAGGGCAGACAGACACACCCUGUUAUUCAUGAGGUCCCGCCGUGGACUGUUCAGAUAAGAAUACUGUUAUUUAUUGUGUUGAUCUUUAAGCCUCAGUGGCUUUGGGAAAAUAGUUGAUAUAUUCAAAUGGUGUGUAGUGUAUGUAGUGGGUAAAUGGUGUGUAGUGUAUGUAGUGGGUAAAUGGUGUGUAGUGUAUGUAGUGGGUAAAUGGUGUGUAGUGUAUGUAGUGGGUAAAUGGUGUGUAGUGGAUGUAGUGGGUAAAUGGUGUGUAGUGUAUGUAGUGGGUAAAUGGUGUGUAGUGUAUGUAGUGGGUAAAUGGUGUGUAGUGUAUGUGGUGGGUAAAUGGUGUGUAGUGUAUGUUGUGGGUAAAUGGUGUGUAGUGUAUGUAGUGGGUAAAUGGUGUGUAGUGUAUGUUGUGGGUAAAUGGUGUGUAGUGGAUGUAGUGGGUAAAUGGUGUGUAGUGUAUGUUGUGGGUAAAUGGUGUGUAGUGGAUGUAGUGGGUAAAUGGUGUGUAGUGUAUGUAGUGGGUAAAUGGUGUGUAGUGGAUGUAGUGGGUAAAUGGUGUGUAGUAUAUUUAGUGGGUAAAUGGUGUGUAGUAUAUUUAGUGGGUAAAUGGUGUGUAGUAUAUUUAGUGGGUAAAUGGUGUGUAGUGUAUGUAGUGGGUAAAUGGUG